AAGUAUCGUCAGAGCUUGGCUGGACUGUUGGCCCCUCCUUAUGGAGCAAUGGAGAGUGGAUCCAGCAAUGACAGACUCACAGACAAAGACAACAUGAACUCCGACUCUGCAAAUAAAGCUCACAACAAGAUUCCAUCAGAGAAGCUUCAGAGAGCGGGGAAGGUUCUCCGCAACGCCAUCCUGUCCAGAGCGCCACACAUGAUUCGCGACAGGAAGUACCACCUCAAGACAUACAGACAAUGCUGUGUAGGCACAGAGCUGGUGGACUGGUUGGUGCUGCAGAGUGCAUGUGUGCUCACACGCUCCCAUGCUGUUGGGAUGUGGCAGGUGCUACUUGAAGAAGGGGGGCUCAACCAUGUGGACCAGGAGCUGGGCUUCCAGGAUAAGUACCUGUUCUACCGCUUUCUCGAUGACGAGGAAGAGGACACACCGAUGCCUAGUGAGGAGGAGAAGAGGGAAAGUGAAGAAGAGUUGCCAGAGACCAUUCUCUUCCUCGCUCAGAUUGGACCUGACGCAUUGCUGCGCAUGAUCCUAAGGAAAUCGCCCGGUCAGAGGACAGGGGAUGACCUGGAGAUCAUCUAUGAUGAGCUGCUUCACAUCAAGGCCUUAGCUCACCUCUCCAACACUGUGAAGAGGGAGCUGGCAAGUGUUGUGAUCUUUGAGUCCCAUGCAAAAGCUGGAACAGUGUUGUUCAACCAAGGAGAGGAGGGGACAUCAUGGUACAUCAUUCAGAAGGGUUCAGUCAAUGUGGUUAUCUAUGGCAAAGGUGUGGUGUGUACGCUCCACGAGGGUGAUGACUUUGGAAAGUUGGCCCUGGUUACAGAUUCACCUCGUGCCGCCUCCAUCGUCCUGAGGGAGGACAACUGCCACUUCCUGCGUGUCGAUAAGGAAGACUUCAACAGGAUACUCAGGGACGUGGAAGCCAACACUGUGCGCUUGAAAGAGCAUGAACAAGCUGUGCUGGUGUUAGAAAAAAGUCCUCGUGCCUCCACCCUGGGAAGCAUUAAGUACACUGUUAUUUCAGGAACGCCAGAGAAGAUUCUCGAGCAUUUCCUUGAGACCAUGAGGAUGGACAUACACCACAGUGAACCAGACCCAGCUGUGGAUGAUUUCGUCCUCAUGCACUGUGUCUUCAUUCCAAACAGCCAGCUGUGCCCUCUCCUAAUGGCACACUACCAUGCUGCUGCCCCGCCUGGCUCUGAACAGGAGAGGUUGGAGUAUGCAAUCAACAGUAAGAGAAGAGUCCUCAUAAUAGCCCUGCGCUGGGCCAACACACACACAUACAUGCUUCAGGAGGAGCCUGCUGCCAUCUCUUUUCUUGAGGAGUUGUACGGAAGUGUAUCAAACGAUUCUCGGAUUUUGAGAGCUUUGAAAGACCUGGUUCCCGACUUGGAGAAAGUCGUUAAAUUACAAUCAGAGGAAGCCAAAGCCACAAAAAAGAAAACCCUCAUACGACAGUUCAGCAACGGGGAGGAAAGACUGCAGAAAAAGCAGCCAAUUAGGAAUCAAGAUGACAUCCUACUGAAGGUGUACUGCAGCGAUCACACAUACUCUACGAUCCGGGUUUCCGUGGCCGCGACGGGAAAAGAAGUCAUCAGUGCCGUUGCCGACAAACUUGGCACCACUGAUGAGCUCUUGUUGGUUCACCUCAGCUCUGCUUCUGAAAAACUAAUCCUGAAGCCUAACGAUGCGUCGGUGUUUUCUACUCUGAGCAUCAACGGGCGAUUGUUUGCCUGUCCCAGAGACCAGCUCAACAAUAUAGCUCCUCUUCCAGACCAGGAUGGUCCCACUGCAGGCUCCAUGUCAACUUUUGAGCUGAUGAGCUCUAAGGACCUUGUACCAAUGACUAUGUUUGACUGGGAGCUCUUCAGCUGUGUGCACGAGCAUGAGCUGCUCUACCACACGUUCGGCCGACAGAGCUUCAGGAGGACCACGGCCAACCUGGAUCUGUUUCUGCGGAGAUUCAACCAGGUCCAGCUGUGGGUGGUCACUGAGGUCUGCCUGUGCGGACAGCUCAGCAAGCGAGUCCAGCUGCUUAAGAAGUUCAUCAAGAUAGCUGCACACUGUCGGGAGUUUAAGAACAUGAAUUCAUUCUUUGCCAUCAUUAUGGGGAUGAGCAACCCUGCUGUGAGCAGACUGAGCCAGACGUGGGAGAAACUCCCCACCAAGUUUAAGAAGUUCUAUGCCGAGUUUGAAAGUAUGAUGGACCCAUCAAGAAACCACCGCUCUUAUCGACUCACAGUCACAAAACUGGAACCGCCCAUUAUUCCCUUCAUGCCCCUUCUUCUUAAAGAUAUGACAUUUACACAUGAGGGCAACAAGACCCUGAUUGACAAUAUGAUCAAUUUUGAGAAAAUGCGUAUUAUAGCCAACACAAUUCGGCAAGUGAGGCACUGUAGAAGCCAACCAUUCAAUCCGGACAUAUGCCAGCCUAACAAAAACCAAGCAGAUGUCAGGGGUUACGUUAGGAAGCUGUGCGUGAUCGACAACCAGAGGGCGCUGACUCAGCUCUCUUACAGGCUGGAGCCUCGACGGACAUGAGCACCAGAUCUUCCACCACCAUCGCCUUUUCUGUAACGUUAGCAUAAAAAAAAAAAAACACA
Messenger RNA from Labrus bergylta (ballan wrasse), 2603 nucleotides. The record is from RefSeq and is a predicted model, not a curated record. Lineage: Eukaryota; Metazoa; Chordata; Actinopteri; Labriformes; Labridae.